Messenger RNA from Ascochyta rabiei, 2316 nucleotides. RefSeq names its product anthranilate synthase / indole-3-glycerol phosphate synthase. Gene Ontology annotation, biological process: L-tryptophan biosynthetic process. Gene Ontology annotation, molecular function: indole-3-glycerol-phosphate synthase activity; anthranilate synthase activity; phosphoribosylanthranilate isomerase activity. Lineage: Eukaryota; Fungi; Ascomycota; Dothideomycetes; Pleosporales; Didymellaceae. The transcript has a single exon. Gene Ontology annotation, cellular component: cytosol. The record is from RefSeq and is a predicted model, not a curated record. The coding region runs from base 1 to 2316 and encodes 771 amino acids.
AUGCCUGCCCUCGAGUUGAUCGAUCACUCACCCCGCCAUCCAAACCCCUCCCCGCCGAUACCGACCGCCUCCAAUGUCAUUUUGAUUGACAACUACGACUCGUUCACCUGGAACGUGUACCAAUACCUCGUCUUCGAAGGCGCCACAGUCACCGUGUACCGCAACGACGAAAUCACCCUUGAUGACCUGAUCGCGAAGAAGCCCACUCAAUUGGUGGUCAGCCCUGGGCCAGGGCACCCUUCCAAGGAUGCCGGCAUAAGCAACGCCGCGGUUCAGCACUUCGGCGGAAAGAUUCCCAUCUUUGGCGUGUGCAUGGGCGAACAAUGCAUCUACUACUCCUACGGCGGUACAGUGGAUGUGACUGGUCAGGUCUUGCACGGGAAGACCUCACCUCUUACUCACGAUGGCAAGGGUGUCUUCGCCGGCGUUACGCAGAAGGUUCCAGUCACGAGAUAUCACUCGCUCGCAGGUACCCAUAAGACUCUGCCAGACUGCCUUGAAAUCACCUCCACAAUCCCCGCCAACCCCGACGCCGAUGUGAAGGAGGUCGUGAUGGGAGUGCGACACAAGGAAUAUGUGAUGGAGGGCGUGCAGUUUCACCCUGAAAGCAUCCUGACCGAGGACGGACGUAUCAUGUUCAGGAACUUCCUCAAGAUGCAGGGCGGGACCUGGGCAGAAAACGAGAGGCUGCAAAAGGAGGCACAUGCCAAAGCAGUUGGUGCUGACGCACAUGCUGCUACCAAUGGCGCUAAGAAGGACAAGCAAACAUCCAUCUUGGAGAAGAUUUACGCGCACCGCAAGGCUGCUGUUGAUGAGCAGAAGAAGAUUCCCUCUCAGAGGCCCAGCGAUCUCCAAGCUUCGUAUGAUCUGAACCUUGCGCCACCACAGAUCAACUUCCCUGAUCGCCUACGACAGUCGCCUUACCGGUUGUCGCUCAUGGCCGAGAUCAAGCGUGCAUCGCCCUCGAAAGGCAUAAUUUCCCUGUCCACUUGUGCACCCGCUCAGGCUAGGACCUACGCGAAAGCAGGCGCUAGUACCAUUUCUGUUUUGACAGAGCCUGAGUGGUUCAAGGGUAGCAUAGAUGAUCUCAAAGCUGUCCGCCAAAGCCUCGAGGGCAUGCCCAACCGGCCGGCGGUGCUCCGAAAGGAGUUUAUCUUCGACGAGUACCAGAUCUUGGAAGCACGCCUGGCAGGUGCCGAUACUGUGCUCCUGAUUGUAAAGAUGCUGGACCAGGAGCUUCUGGAGAGGCUCUACAAGUACUCGCAGUCACUCGGCAUGGAGCCUCUGGUCGAAGUCAACAACGUCGAGGAGAUGGAGAUCGCCGUCAAGCUUGGGUCAAAGGUCAUCGGUGUCAACAACCGCAAUCUUGUGAACUUCGAGGUUGACAUGGACACCACCAGCCGGCUUAUGAGCAUGGUCACGAAGGACAUCAUCGUCUGCGCACUCAGUGGCAUUGCAGGCCCCAAGGAUGUGGAGCCUUAUGUAGAAAACGGCGUCGGCGCAGUUUUGGUCGGCGAGGCGCUCAUGCGUGCAUCCAAUACCGCGGACUUCAUUGUGGAGCUUCUUGGUGGCACGACAGUGAAGCCUUUGCGAACUUCCUCGACGCCAAUGGUCAAGAUCUGCGGGACGCGGAGCGCUGAGGCUGCAAAGGCAGCUGUCGAAGCCGGAGCCGACCUCAUUGGUAUGAUCCUGGCGAUUGGAACCAAGCGCACAGUAUCUGCAGAGACAGCCUUGGCCAUCUCGGAAGCAGUACACAAAACCAGAAAGCCGCAGGUACUGAAGUCUGGGUUGUUGGCCGAAGCCAAGUCUGCCACUGAUUACUUCGACCAUGCCGCACAACGUCUCGUAUCUGUCAACGACCGAGCUCUACUCGUGGGUGUGUUCCGCAACCAGUCUUUGGAGUAUGUGCUUGAGCAACAGCGACUGCUCAACCUCGACAUCGUGCAGCUUCACGGUCAGGAACCUGUCGAGUGGGCAAAGCUUAUCCCAGUUCCAGUCAUCAAAGCAUUCAACCCCCACGACCACGGUAUCGGAUCUCGCGGUCACCACGCAUUGCCUCUCCUUGAUGCCGGGUCAGGUGGGUCGGGAAAACAGCUUGAUCUGUCAGACGUCAAGGGGGUUCUCGCAAAGGACGAGGGAUUGAAGGUCAUUUUCGCAGGAGGCCUGAACGCCGAUAACGUGCAGAAGAUGCUGGGCGGGCUAGACGAGUACCGAGACCGUGUCAAGGCCGUAGACGUCAGCAGCGGCGUGGAAGGGGAGGAUGGUCAACAGAGCCUGGACAAGAUCCGCGCUUUCAUCAAGGCAGCCAAGAGCUAG